This is a messenger RNA of Malania oleifera, 663 nucleotides long. RefSeq names its product secreted RxLR effector protein 161-like. The record is from RefSeq and is a predicted model, not a curated record. The transcript is spliced from 2 exons. Lineage: Eukaryota; Viridiplantae; Streptophyta; Magnoliopsida; Santalales; Ximeniaceae. Bases 1 to 663 code for a protein of 220 amino acids.
AUGAGGAAGUAUGGCAAUCGCCAAAGUAACUCUGACUAUACUCUCUUCCUAAAACACCGACAAAGGAAGGUGACAACAUUAAUAGUCUAUGUGGAUGAUAUGAUAAUUACGGGGGAUGAUGCUGAUGAGAUCUCGAGGCUACAAGAACAAUUGUCUACUGAAUUUGAAAUGAAAAACUUGGGAGGGCUUAAGUAUUUUGUGGGAAUAGAGAACCAUAGGCUUGGAGAAUAUUCAAACCAGGUGCCAAUCGAUAAGGUGAGGUAUCAAAGACUAGUGGGGAAGAUCAUUUACUUAUCUCGCACUCGUCCAGACAUUGCUUACGCCGUAAGUGUGGUAAGCCAAUUUAUGCAUAAUCCGAGUGAAGACCAUAUGGGUGCUGUAAUUCGAAUUCUCCGCUGUCUAAAGUCAUCACCAGGAAGAGGACUAAUGUUCUCCAAGAAUGCUCAUCUGAAGAUUGAAGGGUACACGGAUGCGGACUGGGCUAGGAAUAUCUUGGAUAGAAAGUCUACUUCAGGCUACUUUACAUUUAUUGGAGGAAACUUAGUUACAUGGAGGAGUAAAAAGCAGAAGGUGGUAGCGUUAUCCAGGGCUGAAGUUGAGUUCCGAGGCAUGGCGAAAGGAUUAUGUGAGCUUCUUUGGCGUAGAGGUUGGUUUUCCUCCUGA